Molecule: messenger RNA, 87 nt
Organism: Arabidopsis thaliana (thale cress)
Lineage: Eukaryota; Viridiplantae; Streptophyta; Magnoliopsida; Brassicales; Brassicaceae
Exons: 1
Coding region: 1-87 (28 amino acids)
Source: RefSeq, marked reviewed
AUGAGGGGAGAGGCAUUCAUCGAUCACAGUAAUUCCCCGCUACACCCUCUCAAACGCAAUGGAAAGAAAGAAAGGACGAGGUCUUGA